AUGCAUUUCCUCACACAAACCCUCAUCGCUGCAGCAUUCCUCGCAGGCGUUGUUUUCUCGGUUCCUCAGGGUAUUCCCCCCAAUGGAAGUGGUGGUGGAGAUCAAUCUACCUGCCACUGGAACUGCUGCGAAUACGACCCCUCCACCUCCGGCACUCUCUGCAGAAACAACACCGCGCCGUAUCCAUACGGCGUCGAUUGUUAUCCAGCGUUGGACGCAGCGAAUAUGACGUGUUGUCAUCAGACGGAUUGUCAGGAUCAGACUUACUUUACGACGCCGAUUGUGGUUAUUUAG
This is a messenger RNA of Botrytis sinoallii, 294 nucleotides long. RefSeq lists its product as uncharacterized. The transcript has 2 exons. Bases 1 to 294 code for a protein of 97 amino acids. NCBI's taxonomy places the organism in Eukaryota, Fungi, Ascomycota, Leotiomycetes, Helotiales, Sclerotiniaceae. The record is from RefSeq and is a predicted model, not a curated record.